AUGGAAAACAAAACAUACUUUUUUCGUGAAUAUGAAGAAGUUGAAAAAAGAAUAGAAAUAGUUAAAAAUUAUUUAAAUAGUGAUGAUGAGAAUGAAAUAGUAAAACACUAUUUGAUCAUUUUAGAUAAUUUAAAAUAUUUAAGUAAUUGUUUAAAUAGCUAUAGAGAAAUAAAAAAUGUAUUAGAUCCUCAUUUAGCUUUAUUGGUUCAUUCAUUUUUAUUUUUUUUGAAAAACUCUUUUAAUCACUUAAAAAACAUUUGCACAUAUUUCAAUGCUAAAUUAGAAUAUGAAAAAAGAGAAAAUAAUAAUUAUGAAAAAAUUUGUGAAGAGAAAAAAAAUAUUACAACAAGCCAAAAAAUAACAUACGAUGAAAAUAUUAUAUUAUUAGAUGAUAACAAUACUAAUGAAAAAAAAGAAGUGAAUGAAAAUAAAGUAGAGGAAGAAGAAAUACUGCAUGAAAAUAAAAAAAUAAAAAUGUAUAUAAUUAUAGAAGAAAUAUAUAAAUAUUAUUACACAUUAAUUUCAGUGAGAGGAGAAAAAAAAAUUAAAACGUUAUAUCCUUGUGAGUCUUUUUAUUUAAAUAGCAUAGUCGAUCUACUUCUUAUUAUAAAAAAAGAGGAAAAUACUUUUAAUUACAUUAAUAAUUUGAAAAGUAAUAAAACUGAUGAAAAUAAUGGGUGGACUAUUUUAUAUAUCUUAAUAAUUUGGUUAUCAUUUUGCUUAUAUAUACCUUUUAAAUUAAUUAAUAUAAACACAUUUCUUUUAAAUAAUAUUGAAGAAAUAUAUUACUAUUAUAUAAAAAAAGAUGAAAAAUCAAAAGAAGCUUGUUCUGUUUUAUAUUCUCAAUUUUUAAGCAGAGAAGAUGUUUAUAAAACUAAAACUUAUUUCAACCAUUUUUUGAUUUUUUCUAAGGAAAUAAUGAUAAAAUUAAUAGAAAUUGAAACAAAAAAAAAUAAUAACUUAACAGAAGAUAUUUAUAUAAUUAAAAAUGCAAACAUUCCAUAUUAUUGCCAUACGAAAUUCUCCUAUUUAAUUUUAUAUGGGAUUUUAUUAACACAUAAAAAAAUUUUGAAAAAACUAGAUAAAAAUAUACUAAGAAAUUACACGAAUUUUUAUAAAUUUUUUUUUAUUCAAAAUCAUCACAAUCUAGAUUUUACUCAAACUUCAAAAUCAUUAAAAAUUCUAUGCUUAGGUUAUUAUGCUUUAUUAUUUUUAGAAAAAAGUGAUAACAAAGAAGAAAAAAAUAAUUAUUAUCUUAAUGAUUCAUUGGAUGCAGUAAAACAAAGCAAAAUAAGACAAAAUGAAUGUAGUAUUGAUAAAAGUAAUGAAAUAUUUACAAUAAAAAAUUCAAGCAAAGAAGAUUUCAAAUUAGAAAAUAUAAAUAAAAAUGAUACUAGCUCAAAUACAUUUUGUCAUAAUGAAUGCAAUGAAGAGAAUGAACUCUUUAAUGAAUUUCCUCUUUAUUUAAAUAUUAAUGAUGUUUUCCUUUUAUAUAAGAAAAGUACAGAAGAAAAACCCAAAGAAAAACAUAUAGAAAAAUUAGUAAAUAUAAAAGUAAACAAAAAAUAUAAAUGUGAAAAAGACAUAAUAGAAAUAUUAAAUAUUCUAUUUUUUUAUUUCAAUGAUAAUAAUAGCUACAUUAGAUGGUGUUUGUCAAAGAGCUUUGGUAAUAUUUUAAUCUACUUAAGUUCAGAUAAUAUUAAAAUUAUAUUUAAUAAAUUCAAUGAAUUAACAAAAUAUAAUGAUUGUAAUAUUCUAUGUUCUAUAAAUUAUAGUUUAUUUCAUUUUAUCUUUAAUAAGAACAAUCUAUCAAUAGAAAUUUUAAAUUUCAUUAUUCUCAAAAUUAUCCAAAGCUUAUAUACGAAUAUAGAGAAAAUUUAUUCCAGUUCCUUUGUAUUGUUAUAUAGCUUAUUUAAGUAUAAUAUACUUAUAAAAAAUUAUUAUGAACAAAACGACAAUAGUAUAAAUUUUUUUUUAUUUCAUUUAAUAUUUAUAAAAUUAAUUAUUUUAUCCUUAUUUGAAGACAACAUUAAUAUUAGAAAAUCAGCUAUGUCAUUAUUACAAUUCUUCAUAGGAAAAUUUAACUUUUUAUAUGAAAUAAAAAAUUAUUUAAAUAGUAAGAAUGAUGAUAAUAAUAGUUAUACUACUACUGUUACUACUAAUAAUAGUGACUCUCCUAUUACAACUAUGAAUAAUGUAAAACAUAGUUGCGAUAAUGUUAUACAUAAAAAUAUAAGUACACAUUAUAAUAAUCAAGAGCAAUUAUUUUUACAAAUACUUCAAUUUAUCAAUUUAUUUUUUAAUCAUUCAAACAUUAGUAAUUAUUAUGAAAAUAUAAAAAGUAGUUCAAAUUGUUCUUUGAACGAAAUUAACGAUAAUCUUAAUUGUAAUGAUGAAGAAAAAAUUAUAUUCGAAAAAAAUACAAAAUGCAUGAAUGAAAUAAAAAAAGAUAUAUUUAAUAUUAAUAUUGAUCUUUUAUCUACUUGUAAUUUCAGUGAAUUAAUAAAUUUAAAAAAAUCUAUAAUUUUAAAAGCAAAGAUUGUUUGUAAUUUUUUUUUGUAUAAAUAUCCAGUUAUAUAUCAUUUAUAUUCGAAUAAAUUAUUUCAUGAAAAUAUUAACAUAAGAAUAUUAUCAUCUGAAUCAUUAGCAAAUUUAUCGGAAGUUGAUGAAGAUUACUUUAUUAAAGUUAUUCUGCCAUUUUUAAUAAAGAAAAGUUAUGAAGAAAAUGUUUUAGUAAAACAUGGUUCUAUUAUAUGUAUAUCUAAAAUACUUUUAAAAUUAAAAAAAAAUAUUGAUGAAACAUUACAAAAUGAGAUAAAGAAAAUAAUUGUUUAUAGUGAAAAAAAAAGAAUAUAUAAAUACAAAAAAGGAGAAAUUUUAAGACAUUCUUUAUGUUUAUUAAUACAAAGUGUAUGUCAAUGUAAUUAUUUUAGUGUAAAAAAAAACACUUACACUUUUUUCAUGGAAGUUUUACAUAAUAACUUAUUUCAUUAUAAUGAAAUUAUACAAUUUGAAGCUUCAAAAAUAUUUUAUUACAUGCCUAUAUACAUAUUAAACAAAGGUAGCGCUAUUGAUUAUAUAUAUGAAGUGUUUUGUAAAAUUAUAAAAGAGAAAAACAAUUUUCUACAUUUAAAAGGAUAUCUUAUACUUCUAUGUUUUGUAAACGAGGAAAUUAUACCACAUAUUUAUGAUAAAACAAUUCAAAUUUUUUAUAAUAUCUUGAAAAAAAGUACAACAUAUUAUAAAAUAAAAAAAUUUUCAUUAAAUAAUAAAAUGAGCAAAAUGAAUGAUGUAAAAAUAGAAAAUUCAGAUAUUAAAAUAAAUCAUCAAAUAAAAAAUGAUAUUUGUUUUUUUAAAAAAAUAAAUUUUGACACAUAUCCCAUUGAUUUUAAUAUGAAAAUAUACUGUUUAUUAGGACUAUUUAAUAUAAUUGAUAAACUCAGAAAAAAAUGUAUAAGUGAUUUUUUAAAAGUUUAUGAUAAAUGUACAAUAAGUUUUAAAGGUCUAAUUAAAUCAAAAAAUCCUCAAAAAAUGAAAUUGAAAAAACGUCCAUAUAAUAAAAGUACAACUGCUUAUAAUGAAAGAUCAGAAUAUUCUUUAAAUGAAUAUACAGAAAAUAACGCAAAUUCAAAUAGUGAAAAUCAUAAAGAUCAGAAAACAUACAUGGAAAAUAUAGAGGAUAAACAGUUCAGUAGUGAAAGUUCUAGUGAUGAUAGUUUAAUUAAUUAUGAUGAUAAAGCUUGUAUCGCUUUAGAUUGUAAUAAAGACAUAUGUGACAAAAAUAUGGAAAAUUAUAAAAAAGAAAAUGAAUACAAGACAAAUGUAAAAUUAAAUAAUCUAAAUAAAAAAAAAAGAAGAAACACAUGCUUUUAUAUGAAAAAAAAGAUUAACUUUGUAAAAAAAAAAAUAGAUUGGAAUAUUGUGUUAGAGAAGAGUAAAAAAAAAAAUAUAGAAAUAUUCAAUUUAAAUUUAAAUAUAAAUAAAAUGAUAAAAGUAAUAAUUUUAUACUUACAAGAAUAUGUGUAUGAAAAUGAUAUUGGAGAUUCACAUGUUUAUGUUAGAGAGAUUUGUUUAGAUUUAACUGCCUUUUUAUUAACGUCCUUUCCGCUUUAUUUUUUUAAAAGAAAGUUGAAAAAAACAAAAUAUCAAAAUAUCAAAAUAAUAAAAGAAAAAAAAAGAGAGAAUAAAGAGGAUGAAUAUAUUAAUAGCAUAAAUAAUUCAUUAAGUAAAAAUUUUUUUUAUGAAUAUUUUAGCUCAGAUGAUAGUUAUGAGGAUAGUGAAAGUGAUGAUAAUAAAAAAGAUAAGGUAGAGAAAAAUAACAUAAAUUUAAAUAAAAAAGAAGAAGAAAAAAAUAACUAUGAAAAUAAUGUUUGUUUAUAUAUAUUAUUUGAAAUAAAAAAAAAAAACAUAAAUAUGCUUAUCCAAUUGUUAUUGAAGUUAUUAUGCGAAAAGAAUGUAAGAACACAUAAGAAGUGUUUAUUCAUACUAAAUUAUUUAUAUAAUUAUGCUUUUUUUAAUGAAAGAAAAGAAAAGGAAUGUUUUUCUUUUGAUAACAUUUUUAAUAAAUAUUGUCAUGACUUUUCUUAUGAAUUAUUUCUAAGAAAAAAGAUUGAUGAUAACAUAAGAAAAAGUAAAAUAAAUAUAUAUCAAUUCUUAAGUAGUUAUUCAACUAAUAUUUUUAGUGCAUUUAAAAAUAUAACUACUCAUGUAUGUGAUUAUUAUGAACCUAUAUAUUUAAAAGACAAAAAAGAUGAUACACACUGUUAUAAUUACAUGAAUUCUAAUAAUAAAAAAAGUAUAUGUGAAUUACAAAGUAAUUCUGAAAAAAAGAAAAUAAAUAAAUGCUCUUGUAAGUAUGAAGAAGAAAUUACUGAAGUAUUUUUAAAUGAAAAUUAUAAAUAUGAUGUUAUUAAGACUAUAUUUAACAAGAUUAAUAACUUCAUUUAUUUAUACAAUUAUUCUUUGAAAUAUACAAGUUUUUCUAUUUUUCACAAAAACAAAUUUAUGUCAACAAGAAAGGCAUUAAUAAAGGGAUAUAAUUCUAACUACAACGAAGAGAAUGAAAAAAAAAAGAUAAAUGACAGAAAUAAUGAAGAUCAUCAUCUAACUUUUGAUCAUAUAAAUAUUAAUAACGAUUUUAUAGAUGAAAUAAAUUUAAGCGAAAAUGAAGAAAAGAUCUCAAUAGAAGAAGAAAAAUUAAUUAAAGAUGUUCAUUUUCUAUUGGAUAAAACGAAAAAAAAUAUUAGUGUAAUAAAAUGUUUAGAAUACAAUGAAACUUAUUUAUAUAAUCAUGUAUUUUAUUUAUUGUUUUUAAAUAAAUAUAAUUAUUAUAUUAUUAAUGGAUUUUUUAAUACAUUAUGUUAUUAUUCUUCACAAAAUGAAUACGGCAAUUAUGAAUAUACUAAUUUAAUGAAAAAGGGAAAAGAAAAAUCAAUUGAAUUUUUAUUUUUAGAAUUUUUAGAUAAAUAUAAAAAUAUUUACACAUUUGGAUACAUAAGAGACAAUAUUUUAUUUUUAUAUAUACGAUAUUAUAAAAAAUAUUUUAUAAAUUAUGACUACUUUGUUAUUAAUCAAAUAUUCUAUGAAUAUAACAAAAAAAAGAUAAAUUGUUUUUACAACUACAAUAAUAAUAAUAAUAAUAAUAGAAGUAUAAAUAACGAUCAAAAUGAUAAUGGUAGCAAGAAUAUUUUGAAAAUGUUAUAUAAUAAGUAUGAUAUGAAACAUAUUGAAUUAUUAAAAGAUUUUGAUGAUACAUAUUUUUCCUUAUAUGAUUAUAAUUUGCAAAAUAUCAACUUAAAAGAAAUAAUUUUAUCUGAAAAAAAAUAUGAAAAUUAUAAUUUUUUAAAAAAUAUUUUUAAUAAUUAUAACAUAUUCUUUGAUUCAAAUAUAAUUUUUAUAAAUGAUGAAUAUGAAAAUGUUGAUAAAGACAAAAAAAAAAAAGAGAAAAAAAAAAGAAUAAAAGAAAAUAAUCAAAUUAAAAGAGAAUAUCAUGAAAAAAUAGAGCUAUUACAAUAUGUGAAUAUUUGUUUAGUUAAAAUUUUGUAUUACCUAAAUAAUUUUAAUUUAAUACAGCUAGAAAUUUUUUUAAAAAGUGUAAAUUCAUUUGUUAAAUUUUCAAUAAUAAAUAAUUUUGCCGCUUUUUGUUUUCUGAAUUUCUUUCUUUUUUAUUUGGAAAAAUAUAAUUGUUAUACACUUAUUAAAACCAUAUCUGAAUUAAUCAUAAAUAUUUUUAUGUGUCCUUAUCUUCAUUUGAACAUAAAAAAAUUUGCAGUGUUUUUAAUUUUAAAUUUAUUGUUACACAGAUAUCCUAAAAUCAGAGAAUUUACAAAUGAUUACCUCUAUACAAAUAUUAAUUUUAUUUCUCCAAAUGAAAUUAAGAACUAUUUAUUUAAUUCAUAUGAAGACUUAGAAAACAUUAUUUCUAUACUCAUAAAUACACAAUUUUCUGAUACAUUAAAUGAUGAGAAAUGUCAUAUUAGUAUAGCUGUAAAAGAAAUAGCUGAAAUUUUAAGAAUUCCUCAUUAUAUAACAUUUUCAUCAUUAUCAUCAUUGUCUAAUUCAUCUUCACUUUUGUUGUAA
Plasmodium gallinaceum is the source of this 6579-nucleotide messenger RNA. RefSeq names its product conserved Plasmodium protein, unknown function. The transcript has 2 exons. Gene Ontology annotation, molecular function: GTPase activator activity; beta-tubulin binding. The coding region runs from base 1 to 6579 and encodes 2192 amino acids. Gene Ontology annotation, biological process: post-chaperonin tubulin folding pathway; microtubule cytoskeleton organization; tubulin complex assembly. Lineage: Eukaryota; Apicomplexa; Aconoidasida; Haemosporida; Plasmodiidae. The record is from RefSeq and is a predicted model, not a curated record.